Amphibalanus amphitrite is the source of this 4355-nucleotide messenger RNA. RefSeq names its product trafficking protein particle complex subunit 10-like. Lineage: Eukaryota; Metazoa; Arthropoda; Thecostraca; Balanomorpha; Balanidae. Bases 94 to 3525 code for a protein of 1143 amino acids. Gene Ontology annotation, biological process: intra-Golgi vesicle-mediated transport; early endosome to Golgi transport. Gene Ontology annotation, molecular function: protein binding. The record is from RefSeq and is a predicted model, not a curated record. The transcript has 16 exons. Gene Ontology annotation, cellular component: TRAPPII protein complex.
UUACUCUGAUGUUUGUUGGUCUGGUCCUGGUGAGGAGUUGUAGAUGCAAUAAAAAUAGACAGGAAAGUUCCCUAUUGUCUAUCCCCAACUGAAAUGGAAACAGAAAGAAAACCAGUCAUAACAUACGCCGGGGAGCCGGCGGUGUUCCAGCAGUUGCAGAACGGCCUGGUGCAUGGCCUGCCACAGGAGUCGGUCGAGUGGCGCCGCAGCUACGGCCGCGCGCCGCGCCACGUCACCCUGGAGGCCAGCUUCGAGCCGUUCUCGGAGGCCACGCUGGUGGACGACAUGAGCACGCUGGUGCGGCGGCCGUGCCUGCACACCUUCUGGACCGACUGUCCGGACAUUGAGACGUACAAGUCCAGCACGCGCGAGUCGCUACAGUCGUGGCUGGCCCAGCUGCGGCAGCACAAUGUGGUCGACUGGCUGGUGGUGGUGGUCGAGUCGGCAGAGGCGCGCAGCAAGACCAACAAGCUGCUGCCGCGCUCCUCGGUCCUCGACAAGGUCAAGGCCGACAUCAACAGCAAACACGGAGACCGGUGUAUCACGCUGCUGGACCCCUCCAAAUCGGACUCCCGCUCGGCCGGCUCCCUGCACAGCCUGCUGACCAAGCUGCGGCACUUCCUGCUGAUCGGCUUUAACCGGGUGUUGGUGCGGUUUGAGGAUUCCAUGCGCAGCCAGCGCGAGAAGCGCACUUCGAGCGACUGGAGUUUCUGCCGGUACUUUCCGCUGCAGGAGGAGCUGGCGUUUGUGUUCGGACAGCUGGGCCUCUGUGACGAAGCGCUCGUGCAGUAUGAUGAGCUGGAUGCCCUCUUUACGCAGUUCAUACUCAACUCGUGCGCUGGAGACACGCCGCGCUGGCUGGAGACGUUCUCGCAGCCGGUCCAGGGCUGGCAGGGAUUGGCUGUUCCUGCCAGCUGCUCGGAGGAGAUGCGGAACGCCCUCUGCAAUCGAGAGAUGUCCCUGCUCGCCUUCAGGAACUACCUGUAUGCGCGUCAGUGUGUUUUGCUGAAGAAGCUGGACCGGACCCCGGAGAUCGCCCAGCGCACCAUCACCUUCCUUUUCAAUACCAUCAACGAGCUCGGCCUCAUGGGACUCGAGAUCCAGCAAGGCGGUGUGGCCUGCUGGGCGUUCGUCACCUGUAUCAACGUGCUGGACAUGUGUGCCGAGAUUCCAGCCGACACGGCUGCCCAGCAGGGCAUCGGCGUCCACACGGCCAGUCUGUACGACCAGGCGCGACUCAAGCUGUACAGUCUCGGAGAACUCUGCGGGCUGCUGCCGGGCGACGAGCCCACUUCCUCCCAGCUGCACCUGACCGUCACCCUGUCAGCCGGCAUGGGAGACAACUCGCCGGCCGUCGAGAAACUCAAGGACGCCCUGGCCGGACACGACGCCUUCCAAAAGUGCUACCUGGAACUCUCCGAGCUGGCGAUGGGUACCUACAAGCACAUGGGUCGUCUGCGGCUGGCGCGGCUGGUCGGCCGUCAGCUGGCCACGUUCCACCUGCGGCUCGGCCAGGCCGCGCACGCCGCCUCGCUGCUGACGGACGCGCUGAAAACCUACCAGGAGGAGGGCUGGGGCCGGCUGGCCGCCCAGCUGCUGCUCCAGCUGGCGCACUGCUACCAGCUGAUGGGCGACCGGCAGCGGUACACGCAGACCUGCGCCCUGGUGGCCGCCAGCGAGCACGUGCCGCACCAGACGCGGCUCGAGUUCACGGAGCGGCUGCGCGCGCCGGCGGCCGGCGCCGAGCCGCGGCUCACGCUGGCCGCCGAGGAGGUGGUGUCGGUGCGCGAGACGCGGCUGGCGGCGCCCGACUCGGAGCCCUACCCGGGCGCGCGGCUCGAGGUGCGCGUGACGGUCGAGAGCCGCCUGCCGGCGCCGGUGGCGCUGAGCCGCGCGCGCGCCGACCUGCAGCCGGCGCUGGCCGCCGAGCAGGUGAGCCGCAGCACCAGCUCGGCCAGCACCUCGAGCGCCGGCUCGGUGCGGCGCGGCGGCGUGGCGCGCCGGCCCAGCUCGCCGGCAGCCGCGGACGGGCCGGCGGCCGGCGGCGGCGAGCUCUGCCUGGAGCCGGCGCUCGAGUACAAACAGGACCGCAGUCUGAGCGCCGCCACGCUCGUCUGCCGCAACAUGUUCAAGGUGCUGCGGCGCAAGGACAGCGGUCAGCCGGCGGCGCUGGCGCGGCCCAGCCACCUGCCGGCCGCCGCCUUCCAGCAGAGUCUGGAGGCGGCGGAUGUGACGCUGCAGCCGGGCGCCACCGAGCUGGUGCUGUCUGCGCGCGUCCAGCAGCCGGGCACGUACGUGGUGCGCCACCUGCAGCUCAGCUGCCCGGCGCUCGACCUGACGCUCGACCUGGCCCGGCCGCUGCGCUUCGCCGUCAAGUCGUCUCCGCACCAGGUGUCGCUGAACAAGUCAGCCGGUGACCUGCUGGCCGGCACCGUGCAGCCGAUGACGCUGCAGAUCGUGUGCGGCAGCGAGCCGCUGCCGGGCCCCUCGGCGGUUCGCCUGCAGUGCUCGCGUGGCCUGUCGGUGCGCGCCGCUGACGGUGACCCGGCGGCGCCCUGGAGCGACGAGCUGCAGCUGCACGUGCCGCCGCUGGAGGCGUUCCAAAGCGCCCGGCUGCCCGUCUCGAUGCUGUCGCAGCUGGCGCACGUCAAGGACGGCGUCAGCGUGGUACACAAGGUGGACAUUAUCUGUCCGUGGAGCGCGGCGCCGGUCGAGGCCGAGCUGCACUUCCUCUUGCCGUUCUCUGCCGCCUUCAAGGUGCACACGUCCAACGUUAGGAAAUUCCUACAGGUGGUGAUGCACGGACUAAACACGGCCGAGUUCGAGCUGACCCGGCCGGCGCUCACCGUCGUAAACGACGCGCCCGUAGAGCUGACGCCGCUCAACGAGACGGCCGAGACACUGGUGGUGUCCAGCGAGACGAGCGUCUCGUACAUGUGGGAGAUGGUGCUGUCCAAGGAGACGCCGCCGGUCCGCAGUCAGUUCAGCGUCGAGUACCGCGCCGUUGACGCCGAGACCAGGCAGCGCUUCAAGUUCGACUUCACCGUCUCCGACUACCGGACUCUGCUGAGUGUGACGUGUCGGAUGGAGCCGCUGAAGGGCGCCGAGUUCUGCCGCUCCGGCUCCAUCUGCCAGCUGCACGUGACGGUGGCGCAGGAGGACGGCACCGCCGAGCUGCGAGCCGUCAUGUACGAGGUGCUGGCCGACCAGAACAUGUGGGCCAUCUGCGGACGCAGCUCAGGAGUGCUGGACAUGGGUCCGGACACGCGUCACGUGCUGCAGCUGGAGGUGAUGCCUCUGACGGGCGGAUUCCUGCCGCUGCCCACCGUCCGACUCAGCCGCUACAUCCCGGCCAACAAAGAGAGCACCGAGGGCCGCGCGCUGGUCACGGGCUCCAGCCUGCCGCGCCUGGAGCCGUUCGCCGCCGGCCAGGUGUACAGCGCCUCGCGGGGUCAGCAGGUGCACGUGCUGGCCACCAGCGCGCCCGGACUGGCCGACCGAUCCGCCGACGUGUCGCUCUCGUAAGGCGAUACCCCACUGCCGACCACGCGACCGACAGGCCGGGCUCGGCUGGUGUGAGUGGACCCGCGCCGGUGGAGGGUAAGACUGGAUCAACGAGGCUCCGGUGACGAUAAUUACAGUGGGCUUCCACGCCGUAACUUGUGCGAGGAACGUCCUGAGUAAAUACUUUGAGAGAAUCUAUCAUCAAAUAUGUAUAUUUUCUGUUAUAGGCGGAAUGGCUAUAUUCUGAGUAUGGCUGUAUUAUGGUGAGAUACUCGUACUGUGCUGUAUGCUCUAUUUCCGUACAAAUGCCUUUGACUGCUGUUGUGUUGAUUUUAUUAGCUAAAAGCUAUUGCUAUAUUUAUUUCUUGCUGCUCGCCGGGAGCGUGCGGACGUAUGAUGUGUCUCGUUAUUAUCUGUCUGGUCCACAUAAUGAAUGUGUGAGCGAUCUGCGGAGAAUAAGACAGCUCUACUAGAUGGGACUUCUGAGCUACACGGUUGUUUCCAGACUAGUUGUUACGGUGCUUGCCGAUCUAUAAUAUAUCCUUGUUAUGUUUCUGUACCGCAUCCCCUUAUGUUUCCGGUGGACUGGACAAGGCCUCAUGUAUGGGUCGUCCAUGAGUUCCGCCAAUGACAGUCUGGCCUUAUAUGUCGGGAUGGUGGGACGGGACAGCGCCGGCCACCGAAGCCAUCCCUCCGGCACUCUAGGUGAUCGGAUGGACCUUGGGACUGUGCGGAAAACAAGCGAGCAUGUACAGGAAUAGUUAUUACUAUUUUUAUAAUGUUACCAUGUUGGUGGAAGCACAUUUAUCAUGACAAAAUAAACGAAUGUCUGUCCGCCGUCCGGAUCUUUG